AUGCUUCCGAACUGUACCGCCGACCUCGCCGCCGUGUUCUCGCCGCAGCGGCGCGAGCCGGAGGCCAGCGAGAGGGCGCCGAAGGUCAUCGUGGAUGACCGCUUCUUCUUCAGGCGUCUCACCUGGGCUUUGCACCGCCGCGCCGUGCGCCACGUCCGCGCGGUGCCGCCGUGUGUGCGCCUCAGCGUGGAGCUGCUGCUCCUCGUGGCCUCACUCAUCCAGCUUAGCGCCGUGCUUGUGUUGCACGCUGCACUACUUCCCUCCGCACUUUCGCAGCUGCACAGUGACCCGCUGGCCGAGCGCCUGACGGACGUGUUGUCUCCGUCAGGCGCGGCCGCUGAGCUGCUCAUCAUUGAGCUGGCUCUGCCUUCGUUUGGGUCUGUGGCAGACGACAUUGCGCCGAACUCGAGCUCCGUUCAUACAUCUGAGGUCGUCCGCUGCGAGGUGGCCGCCGAGCGCUCGGUGUUGGAGCUGCCGCCGGCGCUGCGGCGAGGCGUGCAAGAAGCUGCGAGCGAACACCACGGAGGUCUGGUUGCCAAAGUGCACAUGGAUGCCAACGACUUGCAUCCCAUGCUUCCGGUCCGUCGGCUGCCCAGCUCGCUGCUCCGCGGCAUCCUCGUGUCGCGCAUCAUUGGGGCUCUGGUCACCGGCCCAUUGCGGGACGAGGUCAUUCGCCGCGAGCCGUUUCUCUCUGUCCUUGCCAACUUCACCGAGGAGGUGUCGAAUUUCGACGGUGCUAACAACUCCUCCGAGGUUGGCCCGGAGCAGCCGGCGGGCGCCAAGGUGCCUCCCAUGGCUGUGGAGAAGUGGUCACUUCUGGCUUGGGGCCUCGCCGAAGUUGGGCUAGGCAUCGGCAACGUCUCGACUGCGAAGUUGGGAAGCACCUCCCUGGCGUUCUUGUCCUGCGAAGGGCAGACGCCCGUCUCACUGCAGCCCCUCCGGCGAUUGUCGGAGCUGCUGGACAGGCGAACGGAGUGGUGGCUGUUCAAGACUGUCUGGGUUUUCGCCACCUGCAUCUUUGGACUGCUUGCGGCGGUCGUCGUCUGCUUUGCUGUGCGGGGAUCGCUGCUGGGCCUCUACAGCAUUUGCCUCCACCUGAGCACAGGGCCUGGCUGUGGGCUAUUGGAUUCCCUCGAGGCGACGGUGUUGGUCUUGGCACCUGCAGGCCUAGGGUUCGCUUUCUGCCGCCUCGCGGGGACCCGGGCACCUGAUGUGGCGGCGAUCCUCGUUUGCCUCUCUGCCGGCGAAGUUGCUUCCCUGAUGCUUCAGACGCAGGAUUCGCGGUAUCUUUUCCCAAGGGCCGCUCUGCCUGCAUACGUUGCGGACGUGUACUACUGCUUCUUCUACCACCCCAUGAACUUCACCGGGUUGGCACACGGCGCUCUCUUCUGCUACCAGGCCUUCCUGGUCGCAGUUCUGUGGGGCCAUUUCGAAACAGUCGUGCACUUGCCGACUUCGUCCUUGGACCAGCUCAAUGUCGAAGUCCGGAUCAGACCCAGCUCCCAUGCGAAGGGCCAUGCUCAGCUUUCUCCGGCUGUGCAGAAGCUGCUCCUGGAACAAGGGCUACUCCUGCUCGGGGACAACACGUCUUACGAGACGGGCAUGGUAAUGAGUGCAGUCGUGUCCAGAGCUGUGCAGACGAUGAAGGCUCCGCGCUGGACCUUUCCGAGCGACCCAGUGGGUGCCACGGACUUGCUACACCCGGGCGAGUCUCUUCGGCCCAUCCACCCGGAGGCCCUGGGCGGUGGCGCGGCCGUCAACUUGCUGUUCAGCCGCGCCUUCGCCGGCGAUGCCCGCAGCGGCGCUGUGCUGGCACAGCUGACGGAAAGGAUGAGGAAGUCGGUGCAAUGGCUUCCCUACAUCACUGCCCAGACGCGGGAGAUCACGUUCUCCAUUGCUCGGCAAAAUCUCGUCGAGCAGCUUCGUGCAAGGCGGAGAGAGGUGCCAGAGGAGGAGUGA
Messenger RNA from Symbiodinium sp. CCMP2592, 1959 nucleotides. Lineage: Eukaryota; Dinophyceae; Suessiales; Symbiodiniaceae. The record is from the annotation of a GenBank genome assembly.